Molecule: messenger RNA, 1766 nt
Organism: Sclerotinia trifoliorum
Lineage: Eukaryota; Fungi; Ascomycota; Leotiomycetes; Helotiales; Sclerotiniaceae
Source: the annotation of a GenBank genome assembly
GAUAGAUAGAUAACCUCGAGACGCCACGAAACUUUGGACUAUUUUCACUUACCUGGUCCUUUUUUGUUCUAUCGUCAAUUGAUAUAUUUUGAUUGAUUGAUCGAUUGGUUAGUUGAUUAACUAGCCGGUUUAGUUACAGAGCGAGAAGAGAAGAGAAGAGGUAUUGGGAAUACGGAUAGUGUAGCACAGGACAGGACAGGACAGACAAGAUACAUAGUCGGACGGACGGACGAAAAAGGCAAACUCAAGAUGUUUAAAACUACUCGAUCUGCGGGGGCGCUGGUAUUGAGAGGUUUGUCUUCCCUUCCUUUUCCCUUUCCCUUUCUUUCCUCAUCUUCCUAUGUCCUAUGUUUGCGAACAUAUUGUUGUAUCCUCCUCGUUCGUAUUAGUGGCGACUUCUUCCCUUCCUUCCCUUUCCUUUCCAUCUCAAUCACAUUAUAUCACACCAAACCAUCCCCUCAAAAUAAGCCCCAAAAAACUAACAAAACCCCCACCCACAAACAGCCAAACCCGCCCAUCACUCUCUCCUCCCAACCCGCUUCCUCCAAGCGGGAAUCUCGUCCAGCGCGCCAAAGACGGCAAAAACUCAAGUGCAGGCUUUGGAGACUAGUCAUCCGGAUAAUAGGGGAGGGUUGAAGUUGAGUGUUACGGGGAAGGAGAGGAGGGAGGUGCUACUUCCGAGUCAGGAGGGGAAGAAGGGCGUUAUGCAGUAUGCUUUGUAGGUGCUUGGUUUGUUUGGGGAGGGGCUUGUUUUGGUUUUGUGGGUUUUGGUGGGGAAGGGGUGGGAGAGAGAGAGGGGACGGAGGCGGGGUUGUUUGGAGGGGAGUGAAGGUUGAGGCGGGUUGAGGGGGAGAUGAGGGAAAUGGCGGGUAAAGGGAUUAUAUUGGGGAGGGAGAUACAGUGGCGGGCAUAAGAGAAUGGAAGAGAAAAGCAAGAAGGGGCAAGGUUGCUUCAAGCCUACCCUUUGCUUUGUUCUCGAUCCACGCUCUUCUCGCUGCACUUUGAGUGGCGAUCUGAAAGAAGUAUCGAAACAAAAGCUAACAAUAUACAAAUAGAACCACACUCGAUCAAAUUGCCAACUGGGCACGUCAAGGAUCCCUUUGGCCUAUGACAUUCGGUCUCGCUUGUUGCGCCGUCGAAAUGAUGCAUCUUUCCACCCCACGUUACGAUCAAGAUCGUUUUGGUAUAAUUUUCCGUGCUUCACCUCGUCAAUCUGAUGUUAUGAUUGUAGCCGGUACUCUUACCAACAAGAUGGCUCCUGCUCUUCGACAAGUUUAUGAUCAAAUGCCUGAUCCAAGAUGGGUUAUUAGUAUGGGCUCUUGUGCAAAUGGUGGUGGCUAUUAUCAUUAUAGUUAUAGUGUCACUAGGGGUUGUGAUCGAAUUGUUCCGGUCGAUAUCUAUGUGCCUGGUUGUCCGCCUACGAGUGAGGCACUUAUGUAUGGUAUCUUUCAAUUGCAGAAGAAGAUGAGACAUACAAAGAUUACGAGAAUGUGGUAUAGGAAGUAGAAUGUUGGAAGGGUUGGAGAGAUGUUAUUGGGCUGGGAUUGUUUCAAGGGCGGCUUCGAGGGAGAGCUUCGAGGGAGAGCUUCGCAUUUGGAACAUAUUGCGAUGCAUAGAUGCAUAGAUGGAUAUGUGGAUGACGAUGAAGUAGGUGGGUUCAAGAGUCUGUUUGUACAAAAUGUACAUAGUCUACUGGGAGUUUUCAUCAUAGUCAUUUUUGAAGAAUUGAGAACGGGAAAAAUGCGAUAAAAUACAAUGGAAUAGAA